Messenger RNA from Danaus chrysippus (African queen), 510 nucleotides. The record is from the annotation of a GenBank genome assembly. NCBI's taxonomy places the organism in Eukaryota, Metazoa, Arthropoda, Insecta, Lepidoptera, Nymphalidae.
AUGGGGACAGGUUCAAAGCGCUUAAUGAUUUGGGACAGUUAUAACUAUACGGCUCCUGGUUUGACGGUUUAUUAUCUUCUUGCUCUCCUACUUGCCAUCUAUCACCGGCUCCCUCGGACGUUGCCAUGUGAAGAUGUUUUAGAGAAGUUACAGAUCGUAGUAUGCUGCCUGUUCUCGUGCGCCCUCGCCGGCGUGGCCCGUGAGAAGCGCGGCUUCCUGAGCGGCCUCCACUCCUCGGACGUGUACAGCGGCUACUCCGCUCCCAUCAUCAGCCUCUCGGAGCCCGUCCUCGGCUACUCCGCGCCCGCUGCCAAACUCGUCCGCGUCAACAAAGUGGUCAACUCUCACCGCGUCGUGGACGUGCCUCAAGUAGUGAACGUGCGCAAGGUGGUGUCCGUGCCUCAAGUGGUGUCCGUCAACAAGCUGGUGGCCGCUCCCAGCUACAGCUCCUACGGCGGCGGACUGGGACUGGCUUCAGGCUGGGACAACUCAUACUCUAGCGGAUGGUGA